UCAGGGCUCGCCUCGCCAUUGGACAGCGGAGUUUGGGGCGAGGCAGCCCAUUGGCUGAAAGUUUUUUUCCAGCUCCGACGGUUGCGCGGCCGUUGAAGCGGGCCUGAGACGCAGCGUCCUGAGGGGAGACGCGGCCGGCCGUGGAAAUGGAGCGAGAGGCCGGUGGCGGCGGCGGCGGCCCGGAGGUUCAUGAGCAAGAACAUUAUUGUGAGGAAGAAAUCAAAGAGUUGCACACUAAAUUAAAGGAGCAACAACAGUUGCUACAAAAAAUGGAAGCUACACACAAAGAAGAGAUGCAGCAAGCGGAGGCUCUUCAUAAUCUUAAACUGGAAGCUUUAAGGCUAAGUUCAAAUAACACACACACCUCCCAGUUGGAACUGAUGCAGACUAAUCUGAGAAAAGAGAAAGAAACUGCCCUCAUGGAGUUGCGUGAGAUGCUCAACGAUAAACAUGCUCAAGAAGUAGCAGUUCUACAAGGUCAAUACCAUUUUGAGCUGGAGCGUAUUAAAGAACAGAGUGAUAAGGAAAAAGAAGAAAUGGUCGUGAAACAUCUAGAUGACAUGGAUAAACAGAAGAAGGAAAUAGCUCUGGAAAUGGAGAAGACACACACCCAGCUCUUAGAGAAUCUUAAAAGAGGAUGUGCAUCAAAUACAGACCUCACUUUAAAAAACUUGCAUGAAGAGUUAUCUGUGAAAUAUCAGAUUGAAUUAAAUGAGAUGGAAAGAACCCUAAAUGCAGAAAUUGAAGAAGUAAAAAGAAAGUUGAAGAGUCUUUCUCUUGAAAAAGAGCAGGUUGAAAUGGAGCAUGAUAUCCUGAAAAACCAGUAUGAUCUGGCCAUGACAAAGCUGCAGGCUGAAUAUGAACAAAAGUUGGAAGAUAUGAAAGAGCAAAGCAAGAAACAAGAAGAAGAAUUACAGCAGGAGAUGGAAAAGCUAAUGGCUAUGCAGGAAAAACUAAAAGCAGAGUCAGAAGAAGAAAUCAAAGGACUUUGGUCUCAACUGGAUAGUGCUCGGACAAGUCGCCAAGAAUUAAGUGAGUUGAAAGAACAGCUGCUUGCUCGCACUUCACACAUGGAAGAAAUGGAAUACCUGAAGAAGGAUUUUCAACUUAAAUGGGAUAAAAAAAAAAGUGAACAUGAAAAUGAACUGGAACAAUUAAGACUUUAUUUUGAACAGAAAUUAAAGUCUGUGGAAGAAAACUACAGAGAAGAAUUAACAAUGCUGCAUCAGAGGCUUCGGGAAAUGAAAGAUUAUUCCCUAUUAGAGGUGGAGAACAGCCAAGAUCUACAUGUGGAAUUUGGUUCAUCUGCCAUAUUUUCAGAAGAGAUGACCGAAAAGGAGAGACAUGAUCUAUUUGAGCAGCUAACUCAGCAACUGGAACGCCACAAGGAAGAACUCUCUUGUAUACGGUUGCAUUUGGAUGAUAAACACAGAAGUGAGGUAGAGUUACUAAGGUCUUCCCUCACACUUCAGUAUGAAGAGAACCUAAAGAAAAUGAAGAUGGAUCUUUCAGAUAGAUUCACUUCUGAAAUGGAGCAGCUGAAAAGAAAACAUAGUUUAAGUCUUGAACAGCUCCGUGCCAAAAUGUCAGAAGAGCACCUCAGAGAAAUUGCUAAACUUGGUCUACAAAGUGCUCAAGAUGCUGCGCGUCAAGUAGAAAUGGAAGUGGCUGAGCGAUGCUUGGCACUAGAAAAUGAGUACAAAGCUAAACUUUGUGUUCUUCAGGUUGAGACCCAAAAAGAAGACAUAGAAGAAUUGAGGAGAGAAAAUACAAAAUUAAAGGAAAUUAGUGUGUGUCAAGAAAUGCAUUGGAAGGAGGAGCUGGAGCAGAUUAAACGCAAACUCAUUGAAGAUCAUGCAAAUGAAUUACGCAAAGCUAGAGAGGAGUUGCAGGAAAUGGAACAGACUCAUAAAACAAAAGCUGAAGAAUGGAAACGAGAACAGGAGGAAUCAAGAAGAAAGGCUGAAGAGAAACUGUCAUUGUUGCGUAAAGAGCUUGAAAGCAAGGCAGAGUGUGAGAAGCGAGCCUUGCAAAAGCAGUCUGAAUUUCGUGAAGCUGAAAUGAUUUGGCUUCAGCAGCAGCAGGCUGCUAGAAUUGUAGAACUGGAGAAAUCCUUAAAGGAGCAGCAGAACUGCGUCAGGCAGCUGGAGGACACUUUAGUAAAUGCACAGAAGACUUUGGCUCAAUAUGACAGUGAACUAACUUCCACCAAGACCCUCAUGACUGAAGAGUUAGAAAAAGCCCAAGAAGCAUUACAAGAAGAGUGGAAAGCUAAACUUAAAGAUGCACAGAGCAGAUUGGUGGAAGAGCGUGAAGCUAUUACUAAAAAAAUCACAAGAGAACAUGAGAUUCUCUUUCAGGAGCUGAGGGAAAAACAUACUGAGGAGCUCAAUCUCCAAAGGACAGAAUUGCAGCAUAAGCAUAAGGAGCAUAUUUCGUCCCUGACAUCCAUUCUACAGACAAAGCACCAAGCAGACACUGAAACGCUCAAGUCUGUAUUUGAGAGAAAUCAGCAGGCUCUAGAAACUCAGAUAGUAGACAUGCGGAAUAAUCAUCAAGCACAAAUUACGGAACUGGAGACUAAGCAUUUAUUAAAUUUGGAUUCUCUAGAGUCAACAUAUAUAUCUGAAAUUCAGCUCCUGCAAGAUGAGCACAGGCAAGCUCUUGAAGAUUUGUGGGUAGAUUUCAGAGACCAGUUGCUUCAGAAAGAUAAGGAAAAUCAAAUGUUUUUGGCUCAAGUAGAUGAGAUGAAACUUCAACAUGUUGAAGAGCUGCAGAUUUGCCAAGACAAUCUGAAAAUAGAGUUGACUACAGUUCACAUGGGAAAACUUAAAACAAUGGCAGCAGAACUAGAAGCAGCACAUAACGAAGAUUUGGCAGUAGUGCUAGGAAAACAACGACGUUUGUUGAAAGAUGACUAUCAUAAUGCCCUGGAUGUGCAGCGGGAAGAAAUCCACCAUAUAGAGGAGCAACAUAAAAAAGCAAUACAGGAACUUCAAGAUAUUCAUUUGGUGGAAGUUAAUCAAGAAAAAGAGAAUUGCCAGCAUCUUCAGAAAGAGAUGGAGGAGAAAGUCAAAUUCUUAGAACUAGAAGAUGCUGAUGCUGAACUGAGAAACCUCCAGCAACGAGACAGAGAGAAUCAGGAAGGAGAGACUCUAAUGGCCUUACUGAGAUCUGAUAUGGAGAUUUGUACUAAUGAAAGGAAAAAGCUGCAAGAGUCUUAUCAGCAUGCUUUGAAAUUGCUUCUGAAAAUGGUGAAGGCUACAAAAGAUACUGAAGACCUCAUCUACAAGAAGAUUGGUCUUUGUCUUGAUGAGAGUCUAGCAUCUGGAGAUUCAGGAGAGAGUCGGAGUAUAAUUGGAGAAAUAGUACUUGCACAAAAUCGUAAAACUGUGGAGAAAUUGGGCAUAGAGAAAAGCAGUAGAGAACACAGCUUUGAUUCUUCGUUGCCUGAUGAAGUAUCUGAACUGAGUGAGCAUUUAUGUGAAAGUAUUUUUGAAAACCCAAACCUGGUGUUUGAAAAUGAAGAGAGGAUUCAUAAAAUUUGUCAUUGUUUGCAUAUUGCUGUGGAAAAGCUCCUAGAGCUGGUUGCUGAAUCAUCUAAACAGCUGGAGGAAACUCAAAAAACUAAUAUUCACUAUGAAGAGGAAUUAAAGCGUAGGAACUGGGAAGCAUCUCAGGUGGUUCACGAACGCCAAAAGCUAAUGGAAUGUCUUAAUGAAGAAAGCGAGGCAAAGAAUAAUCUGGUACUGGAACUUCACAAAGCAAGAGGCCUCAUUGAAGGCUAUUUAACAGAAAGACAUACCUUGGAAGAAGCCUUGAAACUGAAAGAGGAGUCUGAAUGCCAUCUUGUUGCAGAACUGGAGAACUUGAAAGCAAAGCUCCAAGAGUUAACUCAGGAACAUGCAAGAUCUCUUGAGGAGCAGAAGCUGCUAAUAAGUCAGAAAAAAGUGUUGGCUGCCAAUGUAGGGGAGAGAGAAGAUGUUUUACUCAAGGAAAUCGAACAUCUAGCAAAAGCAAAGUUAGAACUGCAAUGUCAAGUAGAAAAGGACUGUUCCACCUUGAAUUCUCAAAUGAAAAUCUUGGAGAUGGAACUUGAAGAGCAACUAAACAAAAAUCAGAAGAUAACAGCCCUGUCGUUAGAGGUUACUGACCUGAAGCAACAGAUUCAAGCCCUUGAAAGACAGCUUAAAAACCAGCGAGAUUUCAUGGAUAAACAAGCUGUGGAACGGGAACAUGAACGUGAUGAAUUUCAGGAAGAAAUUCAUAAACUUGAAAUGCAGUUAAAAGUGACAAGAAAAUCCCAAACUUCUGAGCAGUCCAGAGUGUAUGAGGUAGAGACUCUCCACAAUGAAAUAAAAGAGAAAACAGAGGAUUAUAAUAUGCUUUUCUUAGAUAAAGAGCAGAUACAGAAAAACCUUGAUGUUCAAAAAGAAGAAAUGGAAAAGCUGGAAUCACGAGUCAGAGAACUGCAGUUUAUGAACAGGGAAGAAGCAAAGAAUGUCAAUAAACUCACGCAAGAGCUGCAAAAAAUGAAAAAAAAGGAAGCAGAACUAAAACAAGAUAAAGAAGCAUUACAGCAGCAGCAGUAUGAUAAUUUAAUUCAGAUUUCUACACUGCAAUCCAAAUUGGAUGAAAUCAGGCACAGAGUACCUAGGGAAGACAGCUUGGAUCAUACACUAAUGGAACAAUCGAAAACACAAGAGGAACUUUUAUCAAAAAAUAGAAAUGUACUUGAAAUUGAAGACUUGAAGUCUGUUAUAGAGCAUCUUCAUGAUGACAAGGAACAAUUGCUAAAGGAUAAAACAGAAGAAAUAGAGCAGCUGUACAAAGUAAUUGAGAAGCUUCAAAAUGAAUUGACUCUUCAUGAAAUUCGUGAUAGCCCAGACAGUCUUAGUAACGUUGCUCUAGUAGAGCAGGAGGAGAACCUUCAUAAUCAAUUGAAGAAAGGAUCACCACAUCAUCUGGAGAGCAGAGAUGAGGGUGACAGCUGUCUGUUACUUAAUUCCAGCCAGAAACAGAUUCUGGAACAACUAGAAAGUCUUUUGGCAGACAGAGAAACCUGGCAACAGCUGCUUGAAGAAAAAGAAUGUCAGUUUCAAGCAAAGAUAAAAAACCUAGAACAAAAUGUUCAAGAGUCCUCUAGGCAGCACUUCACUGAGCUAGCCGCUUUACAGCUACAGUAUAAAGAAUUACAGGAAGAACAUAAGCUCCUGAACAUGUGCUUAGCUCAAAAAGAAAGUGACAUGACUGUGACUGCUUCUUGCAUUCAGGAACUUAAAGAUAAGCUGCGAGACAGCGAAAUAAAGCUUACAGAGACAGAAAAACAGUUCCAAGCAGUGUCAGAGCAGAAAACAGAGCUGGUAGUUGAAGUAGAGAACAUACGAGGAAAGGUGCUGCUGCUUGAAAAUGAACGACAUGUCUUGGCACAAACACUGCAUGACAAAGAGGCCACUUAUCAGAGGGAGAUUAGAGAACUUCAAACCGCUGCUGCAGAACUCAAAUCUCAGAUUGAGAAAAUGACAGAAGAACUGGAAACAGUGAGAUCUGAGAAAGAUUUUUUUCACUCACAGUUGAAAUCCUGCAGGGAAAAGGGUCAAGAUAAUGAUAGUAAGAAACUUAAACUUAGUGAGCUGGUGCCAGAACCCAUUCCCUACAUCUCUUCUGAAGAAAUUGAGGAAGGGGGAGAAGAGAGAGGACCAAAUAACAAGUCCUCAGGAUCAGUGGAAUUUUCUUACAGAGAUGAAAUGGAAAAAUAUAUUACUGUGACUAAUCUGAAGUCUUCUAGUAAAAAUCUUAAUAUUCAGGAUACACAUUUUCAAGGAAUGGUUCUGGCUCAUGGAACAGAAGUAACAAAUGCUGUUAAAGAACACCAAGAUCCACAACCAGUUUUUCAACAAAUGUUGCAACUUAAUCAUGUUUUUCAAAGCACACAAUUCAGUCAAAAGAUAACAGAAAACUUUGAAAGCAGGGUCAUAGAUAAGACUUCAUGGGACUCACCUGAGAUGAUGCGAAAAGAGAAUAACAGCAUGGAGCUCCAAAUAAGUCUUCCUUUAACACCCUUUUCAGAAGUUGAUGGUAUGCACAGCAGAGGCUCUGCAAGCCUGUGCUCAGAUUCCUCAGUCCUACAGGGAGACAUCACAGGGUUGUUGGAGUGCCCAAUUUCCUAUUCUAAUGGCAGUGAAGAAAUGGCGGCAUAUCUCCUUCAGUCUCAACAUUCCAGUCUCCACAUUGCAGCCUCGGCAAUCCCAGAAGCAACUGACUACAAUCGUGCACAAGAAAAUAUUUCAGUUAGAGAUGCUGAAGGCUUCACUCUGUUGCAAUCCAAGCUGCAAGAUGAUCUAAAAUCAACGAUGUCCAGACGUGAGGGUGCAAGCACUGAGUAUGGCAGCAAUACUAGUUCAGAUUUAGUUCUUCAGCUUAAUCAGGAAGAUCCAGAAACUAUUUUACACCAAGAUAGCAAGAUCAUGACUUAUCUGCAGUGCUUUGGAAUUGUUCCAGAUAUCACGGAACCAGCAAGAAAAGAAAGAGAAGUGUUUUCACAACAGUUGAAGAAUGUGUUGAAGAUGGUAUCUGAAGAGAGCUACAAAAUACUGGUUUUGUCAGAAAAAUCUCUGCCUCAUAAUGAUAAAAAAAAUGUACAGAAAUCUCCAUCAAAGGAGGGGUGGCAAAAAGAGGGUCUAGCCUUGCUUGAUACAGUUCAGUCACUGAAGGAUUACCUCAACAAAGUACCAGAUAAAGAAGACAAGGAAAAUACACCUGCUUUUUUUGACUGGAGAGGAGACCUACUUCAAGCAGUCCAGUGUGUAUUGGAAAAGGAGCGAAACAUGUUACAAAGCUACUUACAGACACAUUUUUGCAAUCCUGGCUCUGGAGACGAAGGAUCAUUAAUAGAAAAGCUGGAACAUAUAGUGGAACAACAAGAACAACAGCAAAAGCUAGUUCUGGAGCAUCUUCUUUCUUCAGAUAGAAACAGCUUGCUUACUGAAAUACAGGACCUUGAAGCAGAGUUGCGACUGAUGCAUCUUCAAAGCCAGGAGAAGCUGCAACAACUCCAAGAAACACUUAUAAAUACAGAGAAUGAUCAGAGUAAACAAGAACAUCAACUUCGAAGGCAGGUUGAAUUACUAGAAUAUAAACUUCAGCAGGAGAAAUCCAUUGCAAGUGACUUGCAGGCUUCUCUAAAAAGUGAACAAGAGAAAUCCUCUGAGAUGCAUGAACUACUGAAACAGGAACACAGCGCAAUAUCGAACUUGAAAUCAGAUCUCUGUGAAAGCAAGCAAACAAAUGAGAGGCUCCAAAAAUCCCUCCAGGACCUCCAGGAAGACAUAGUUAAGUACAGUUCUGCACUGGAAAAUAAGGAGAAAGAUAUGACAGCUGUUCUUCAAGAAUUCCAAAAUGAACAAGUUAAAGAAAAAGAACUACAGCACAAGUUAGAUGAACAACAACAGCAGCACAAGUUAAAAGAGGAAGAAAAAUCAAAAGCAAUAGAGGAGUUGCAAGCUGCCUUGGAACUACAGUGCAUUCAAAACAACCAACUGUCUGUGGCUUUAGAGCAUGAACAGUCAGCAAACAGUAAUCUCCGUAAAGAACUUGAGAUUGAACAUUCUCGCUGUGAAGCUUUAUUGUCCCAAUAUAAAAAUAAACUCUUGGAACUGCAGAAAAGUGAAGAUGUUGAGAAGAAUCGCAGUUUGGAACUUUUAAGUGCUUUGAAACAUGAACGUAUUUUGACAGAACAGCUGAGCAUGAGAAUAAAUGAAUGUGGGUCUUGCAAGCAUAACGAUUCAUUGCAGGAACUGAAAGCUCAGUUGUACAAAGAGAGGUCCCAUGCUAGGAAUCUUUUAGCCAUAAUUGAGAAGACGCGGCAGCAAGUACUUGAUUCAAAGAAGCAAAUGGGUGAAAUGCAGAUGCCCUCUGAACAGCCUCCGAAAGAACAGGAGCUCCACACCACUUUACAGGCCGCACAGGCUGCUCUGCAAAGUCAAAAAGAGGACAUUAUCCAUGCCUUGAAGAUACAGACAGAGAAAGAUAUACAAAUGAGAAAGAAAUGGGAUCAGCUGCAGUCCAUUCUCAGAUUACUGAGGGAGCAGGAAAGAGGGACAGAACAAAGAAGAAGAGAAAUGAAGCAGGAACAACAAACAGAAUUUGGCAAACUGCAGGAACUACAGGAAGCUGGAGAAAAUCUGCAUGAGUUGGAAUUGCAACGUUGGCAGAACACUAGAAGAACAAAGGAUUUGCAACAGAUUCUAGAACACUUGGAGAAACAGGAAAGAUACCUUAAUUGUCAUAAAAAUCAAGAUGAACUUCCUCCAUGUCCUUCAAAAAAUCAUUAUACCAACUUUACAGCAGAUACAGUAAUGCUCCAUGUGGAGCAGCAGAAAUUAGAAAACAUCAGAGAACAGUUGCUCAUUGCUGCAGGUUAUCUUUCUGAGUUCAUAUACAAAACUACAGAGCGAACAGUUAACUGGCCUCCUUCAAAUGAUGAAGCAGUUGCAGCCUUGUUGCAUAUAGUUGAGGAACUUAAAGCAGAGUUACUGGCCUCCUCCAAAUCUCCAAUCAAACCUACAUGUGUUAUUAACUCCAUGCAAGAAUCGGAAGGGACUGCUUAUCAGGAGGAGAAACCUAUUUUGCACAGUGGCUUGCGAAGAACAGAGCAUGAAGAAACGAAAACUAAUGUUGUGGCAGAAAACAAGUCAGCAAUGUCAUCUUCCAAUCUGAAGAUGCAAAAGUUAUACAGGAAGUAUUUGAGAGCUGAGAGCUUUAGGAAAGCUCUGGUUUAUCAGAAAAAAUACCUUCUGCUGCUUCUGGGUGGAUUCCAAGAAUGCGAGCAAGCAACCCUGUCCCUCAUAGCGCGCAUGGGCAUCUAUCCUUCUCCUGAUCUGACCGUCUCUGAAUUACGGAGCCGUUCCUUUACAAAGUUCAGGUCUGCGAUUAGAGUUGUGAUUGCAAUAUCAAGGUUAAAGUUUCUGGUGAAAAAAUGGCACAAAGUUGGCAGGAAAGAGAUGCCGUCGGAAUCUGUUUCUCCAAGCGUUAGACACAAUUCAUGUACCAGGGCUAGAAUCGAGGUGCUAAAGCAGCACGAGGUGUUCCCAGGUGAUGGAACUCAGGAAGCGAGACACAGCAGCAGGAGCAAUCUCUUGAGUCUUGGGAACUCCUCCCCUAAACCACCACAGCAGCUGCAUAACAGCACUUCUUCAGCUUCAUCUAAAGAUCCUGAACAUUCAUUAACUGAAUAUAUUGCUCACUUGGAGGCCAUUCAGCAGAGACUGGGAAUUAUUAUGCCAGGACAAUCUCGACAAGAGAAACUUUGAAAGUGUUGAGAUCACAUCUUUGACAUGAACUACAGAAACUUUCAGCUAUUGCUUUCUUCUCCAGUGAACACCUUGCGCAAGCAACACGUCUGCAUGUACAGAAUCUGUCAACACUUUUGUUCAGUUGAAUAAAAGUGCCUGUGUUUGCUGUAAUUUUGCAUCAUGUUUUUAUACAAAGUAUUUUUUUAUAAAUUUUAGUGCACUUUGGGUCUUUCAGGAGAAAGUAAUAAUGCUUCAUGGUUUUUUAUUUGGAUUUAUUAGGAAGUUGACAGCUGAAUGUGCCAUGCUGUGUUAUUAUUAAGACAAGUGCCAUAAUGUCUCUGUCAGUGCUUCUUUUUACUAAAAUUCUAAAAUAAUUCAGUUGGAUUUCUCACAAACCAUUAUUAAAAAAAAAACCUUCUAAAUCCUUACUUAGAA
Messenger RNA from Podarcis raffonei (Aeolian wall lizard), 9728 nucleotides. RefSeq names its product pericentrin (gene PCNT). Gene Ontology annotation, biological process: signal transduction. NCBI's taxonomy places the organism in Eukaryota, Metazoa, Chordata, Lepidosauria, Squamata, Lacertidae. The record is from RefSeq and is a predicted model, not a curated record. The coding region runs from base 147 to 9311 and encodes 3054 amino acids. Gene Ontology annotation, molecular function: molecular adaptor activity. The transcript is spliced from 41 exons.